AUGCUGGCUGAAAUAGUCGUAUUUUCAAUUCGUUGUGGUCCGCGCGAAGUUCCGCCAGUUCUGCCCAACUUGGUCCGUGGAUUGCCGUGGUGGAGAGGUAUGCUGUCGCGCAAGGGGCAUGGAGCUUCCCAUUUGUUUACCACCCGAAAUCGUUCUGCACCACCAACUUGCAACUUCGCACACGAGCCCGUACGCGGUGAAAGGCCGAACAGGCUUGUUCCUCCCAUGAAAACGUACUCAAGGAAACGGAGAAUAUCUCGACAGGAAAAAAAAAGAAACAAAAAAGAGAAAAAAAGCCAGUGCAGAAACCCCCCAACGCCUAUCUCCAACCUUUUUGCGUGUGUCCUUUUAGAGCCCCCAAGACGGUUGCUCGAAUCGAGGCUGAAAGUAGAAAAUCAGGUGUAA
Pyricularia pennisetigena is the source of this 405-nucleotide messenger RNA. RefSeq lists its product as uncharacterized. Bases 1 to 405 code for a protein of 134 amino acids. The record is from RefSeq and is a predicted model, not a curated record. The transcript is spliced from 2 exons. NCBI's taxonomy places the organism in Eukaryota, Fungi, Ascomycota, Sordariomycetes, Magnaporthales, Pyriculariaceae.